UUUUUAAUUUGCUUAGUGACAAAUGUCACACUGCUUCUUCAUACCCUAUUUUUACAUAAGGAAAUACAAAGUCUUUUACACUUACAGAGUCCUCUUAUUGUUGUUAACAGAAGGACAGAAACCGAGACUGUGAUCAGCGCAGACUGAACAGCAGACGCAGACCUGUCAAGACUCCUCAUCCUCAGCUGCUGCUGUAUCCUCUGUAGGAUGGCCAGUGAAGUCUUCUACAGCUCAGUAGUCUUCCCGAAGAAGAAUCAGCAACCAAAAAGCCAGAUACCACCAGUACGAAAAGAUAAUGUCACCUAUGCAGAAGUAAAAAUGAAAAAACGUCCAGGUCAACCGGUGGAAGAAACAGACUCUGACACAGAUACAGAAGAGAUACGGACAGAUGAUCCUCAGUAUACAAAUUACAUGAUGAUAGACUGUAAUCCAGUAGAAGAAGUCAAGCAGCCGUGUGGGGAAACACCUGUUGUACCUCCUGUUAAUGAAAAAAAGAAGAUCAAUUUGUUGACACCCUUGCUGAUGUUUCAUUGUGCUUUAUUGUUGGCUGCCUUCAUCUCUCUGAUUGUGUACUAUGUAAUUAGCCACAAAUAUACAGCAAAAGAGAAGAAAUUACAACAUAAUCUUUCUACUGCUGAAAACAUGUCAAUGCUUUUACAAGCAGACCUCAACAUUAUGCAAGUGAAGCUGUCAGAUCUGCAGAAUCAGACCUCAGCACUUAACUGGAGCUGUAAUGAGUUACGCUUUCUAAACAGAGACCUCAAACAGAACCAGAGUGAGCUGCAGGAGAAGACCAGAGAAAUGAGAAAGAACCAAACCGAGCUGUUGUUUGAGAACGCAAAAUUGAAAUCAAACCAAAGUGAACAGCAGAAGCAGAACAAAGAACUAAAAGACAACAUGAGUACACUGCUUGCAGAAUACCUACAGCUAAAUUACAGUCACAGCAAAUUAACUGCAGAUUUCAAUAAAUACUGUCCUGUUAAAAAUAACGAAAGAAGGUGUCACAUCUGCCCAGACCAAUGGCUUUAUUUCAAAUCAAAAUGUUACUUUUUCACCACUGAAAAACUGAAAUGGCACUCUAGCUAUGAAUACUGCAGCACAUUGGAAGCAAAACUGGUGAUUAUCGAGAGUGAAGAGGAACAGAAUUUCUUAAUAGAAAAGAUGAAAGAAGGUGGUUCCUAUUGGAUUGGACUAACUGAUGAGAAAAAAGAAGGUCAAUAUCAGUGGGUGGACAGCAGGCCUCUGGACCAGAGAAACGUUUUCUGGGGACUAAGAGAGAAUGAUAAGAAGAAAGAGCCGGACAACUGGACUAGAAAAAAUACCAAAGGGGAAGACUGUGUGAAGAUACAGGUUCACAAGACUUUUAAUGGUUGGUAUGAUUCAGAUUGUGAAGAUUACACAAAUAUGAUCUGUGAAGCAGAUUCUUAUUUCACUAUCUAAACAAUAUGUAGAUGAGCCAAGGGCCAAUAGCUUCCUAAUGGAGUAGUGUUACACAGAGUCUCUAAAAUAUGACUUUACCUGACAAAUAAUCCAUUCAUCAAGCUGGCAUUUCUGACUACUGGAGCAGCAGCGGUCAAUGCUCCAUGAAGCAGACUGUACAAACUAAGAGAUGAACUUACAAAAUAAUAAACCAUUGACUUCGCUGCUGUCUUUGAAUCUGUCGACCACAGCAUCCUCCAAAUACGCCUAAAAGACUUUUCUACAAAAUGUUUCUCCUACGUUGUGCUCCUUCUCCAGUCGCAUAUAGCAUGUUGCCCUUGGUGAAGCCUCUCUGUUCUUAUAUCUCACCAGAUUCGGUGCUGUUCUUUAUCUGCAGAAUGUCUCUGGGCUACUCAAAUUCUCCUUUUCUGUUCAUACACCAAAAUUCAAAGAUUGACAGCCUCACUGCCUGAACUACAACCUCAGUGCCUAUAUGUUUGCUAUCUUUCUAUCUAAUAUCUUACUCAAAGACAAAUGUCUUCUGGAUCUUCUGUUUAACUCACAAAGUCUAAAUCUUUCUCUGCAGAAGACAUCCUUUACAAAUUUAGCUUUUGUGUCAUUCUUGACAAAACAUUUAAUUUUGUUGCAUCUCAGCUGAAGUCAAUGUCACUUUCUGUCACCUACAAUACAACUCUUCCUCUUCUUCUCCACUGAUGCAAAAAUAUCACCAUAAUUACCUCUCAAUGGAUUACUGGAGUGCAUCUUGAUGGGCAAAGCACCUGAAGCUUGUGACUGAGGAUGUUAUAAAAAUUACUUAAAACAAUGUAUAAGUGAUUUAGAAUUAUUUUCAACUGCAUACAUUAAAAAACAUGGUGAAGUGGGAGUUAUUCAUACAUCCACCCAUACCUGUACAUCAUCUAAUUCAGGGUCAUGAGAAGGUUUGUCUACCCAGGCAGUUCUGAGUGUAAGGUUGAUGGGAUGCUAGUCCUGUGGACAAUUCUCUUUUUAGAAGGUUUCUUUUCUCGAGUCUUUUUUCAGAAAUGAAAAUUUCAGGGGUUAAAAAUAUGUGACAGGAUCUAAAAUGUUUGAAACCAGUAGUUUGAAAUAAUCCUUUGAAAUUAGCUUUUAUUUAUAUUUUAUGUGUUUUUAUCACAAUCGUCUGCUUCUUUAACGUGCAAAGAAGCUUUACCGUUAAUAUCUCAUGUAUUGAUGGAGUGGUGGUGGAUGCUUUCCAUCUGAACUUCAAAUUGAUAUACGUAUUUAAGAAUUUCUAAAGUAACCCUCAAAAAUUCCAAGUUCCUGCUUUCUACUCUCUCGGCUAUGGUACUUGUUUGGUCCCAUCUGUAAAGUUUGCAUGAUCUCUCCUGUCAGCACUGGUUUCACAUUUUUGGCCUCUCCUGCUUGAAUGUCUUUUAUUAACAACACAGUUUUUGUGCAAAGACAUGUUUCUUGUUCACAAUAUGAAACAGACAAUUUUGGUUUUGCUUAUUCUUUAUAUACAGUUUUCAAAUAGAGUGGUACUUUUUAAGGAUCUCUCUCUUUCUGACUUGUUUUUGUAGAACAUUAACAUUUUAAACAGUUAGACUGUUUCUACUCUGUUUGACUAAUGUUUGCGUCUGGAACAUAAUUAAUGCAGAUAAUGUUGUUGUGAGUGGUAAUAAAUAAUUCAAACAUCA
Messenger RNA from Erpetoichthys calabaricus (reedfish), 3095 nucleotides. RefSeq names its product CD209 antigen-like protein B. Lineage: Eukaryota; Metazoa; Chordata; Cladistia; Polypteriformes; Polypteridae. The record is from RefSeq and is a predicted model, not a curated record. The coding region runs from base 208 to 1440 and encodes 410 amino acids. The transcript has 9 exons.